AUGAAUGUCUAUUCAUCCUAUUUCCCGCGGUCGUCUGCCAAAAGCGAUAAGACUUCAUCAAGAUUCCGAAAGCCGACAUUCGGAAGUCCUUUAUAUAGGGAUGAUGAAAGAAUAGACGAUACCAGAUACAAACCCACAAACAAGCAAAAUGGUCGUCUGGUGAAAAAUGGAUUAUACGGAAUGGAAGAUGAGACCGAAAUUUCAUUUCCUGUUGAACAAACGUCACUUCCGGAUAUUCGAAAUAAUGUGUAUCAGAGGAGCCUAUAUGGACAACCCGAUGAUGGGUUCGCGUACCAAGACCUUGCUGUGGGUGCAACAGACAAUUAUAAACUUCUCGUUAAGAACAUGAAACGCGGUGAAAAGCAUUUGGUGUCUAAAAGUCCACCCGGGAAAGGUCAAGGCCAUAUUGUGCACGUGCGGUCAAGUCCAGGAGAACGAAAUAAAAACAAUAGUCCCAAAGGUCGACCACGCUUUAAUAGUUCGGAAAAUAAUCCAUCGAAUCAAGAUCGUCAUAACAACGAAAAUCAAAAUAGACAUGAAAGGGUUGUGUGGAGUAAUGAAGAUGAUGAACAAGAGUUUCAAGAACCUGAUUUUACAGGUAUAGACGAUAGAUAUGGCGGACGCCCAACUGGACCGCAAGUGUAUGGCGCCGUGCACGUGGAGGACAACACAAGACCGCCACGACGUAGGGCACCAGUUCAUAGAACUAGUUCGUUCGGAAGCAGUUCAAUAAAAACUGUAGGGAGUCAACAAAACUUUCCCAGCAACAGUGAAAAGGGUUCUAUUGUUGGCAGUCUGUCUCCAGAUACCAAACAUUCAUCAGGAACAUAUCCACGUGAUAAAGAAAAUGUCAGAGACAGAAGUCCUGCCACUGCGGGAAAACAUCUUGUUGACACCAGUACUAAUACAGAUCAUACCAAGGAGCACAUUAUAACCCCUAACACUGUCAAAAGGGGUGUUUCUGUUGGCAUCCAAACAGAAAUAGAUCAUACAACCAGUUCAAAUAUUCGUAGGAAGGAUUCUCCAACACCAGUUCACGACAGCCACGGGAAAUUAGAUCCCUGGAAACAUCCGUUACUGAAUUAUGAAUUUUACGGAAACACUGACAUGAAAAAGUCCACUUCAGUCCCUACUGUGAUAUCUGGCUACGAAAUGGCUAAAUAUAACCCUCCCAACAUUGAGUCCAGUAAACACCAUGACAGAAUGGUCAAACGUUUGGGAUUGACCAGCAACGACAUGGUAUGGUGUAUUGAACCAAACUCUAGAGUUCCAAAGAGGAGUGCGACUUAUAAUUUAGGUUCUAUUAUGAACAAAAACAAUCCACAUCGAUUAGGUCGGGGGAAAUCGCGAAGUAAAAUUGUGACUCCAUGGAGGUGA
Messenger RNA from Ylistrum balloti, 1377 nucleotides. RefSeq lists its product as uncharacterized. The transcript has a single exon. Lineage: Eukaryota; Metazoa; Mollusca; Bivalvia; Pectinida; Pectinidae. Bases 1 to 1377 code for a protein of 458 amino acids. The record is from RefSeq and is a predicted model, not a curated record.